UAGAAAGUUAAUUAAGAAAAAAUUAAGGGGGGAGCAAAUCUGGAAACAGAAAAAUCAGGAGUGGCGAUAGUAAAAGUUUAUUUUUGGAUUUUUGAACUCUGCCCCUCACCCCGCUCUCACGCUCCCCUCCUCCGUAUAUAUACCCACACACACUCACACACAGUUCACACUCACACUCUCUCACUCUAAAAACACACUUUAUCUACACACACACACCACCGCUGUUGUAUCUAUACAUUUCGUCGGAUGAGCGAUCUGCGUGAAUCGAGGUGCUAGAGCUGCCAUGGGAGCUCUGUAAUCGCAGCAUCAGCUGAACUCCUCCGAUUUUAUCUGCAGUGGGAGGUUUUUUGGUGCCAGAGAAUUUCAUGCUGCAGUUCUUGGAGUAUAUGGAAUUAUGAACGCGUGUUGAUUCGGUUCCAGAAGCUGUUGUCCGAUGAAGCAUGCAGUUAUGAACAACGAGAAUAGGUCAUCUAACAUUGGGGAGCCCACUGUGCGAAUUACACGAGCACGGGCAAAAGCCUUGGGCUCUUCAAGUGGAUUACCACCUUUGCAUCCUUCGGCAAAACAAAAUGCCAGACAUGUCUUGGGAGGAAACUUGAAAAGAGCCGCAUCAGAUAACAAUAAUCUGGCCGAAAAUUCAGCUGCGUGUCCUCAGCCCAAGAAAAGGGCUGUUCUCAAGGAUGUAACUAAUAUAAAAUGUGAUAAUUUGUACAUAAACUGCAUCAAUGCAGCCAGAGGUCAGAUUGUUGGUUGUCAGCCUAGAAAAGGCUCCUUACAGAAAAAAGAAAAGGUGGCUCCUGCUCGAUUUGUUCAAAAUUCUAAGGUUCCAGGAGAUAGAAGAGCAGACUUAGUAGGUGAAAUGAAAAAAAUAGAGGUGGAGGAAAUCCAAGAAGUAAGCCCCGCAGCGAAUUUGACCAUUGAACCAACCAAAGUCAAUGCAAGAUACAUGGGAACAGCCGUUCGGAGUUCUACGGAGGCGGAUUCCAGUGUUCCAAUGAUAAGUCCAUCAGAUAGAGAAGAUGGCAUGCUUCGCGUGAAACGGGAAAACUUGGAUGAUAGAGGCAUUACAGAUAUAGAUUCAAAACACAAGGAUCCGCUGAUGUGUAGCCUGUACGCAGACGAUAUAUAUUCUAAUUUGUAUGCAAGACAGGUUGACCGGAGACCUGUAGCUGAUUAUAUGGAAAAGCUGCAGCGUGACAUCACACAUGGCAUGCGGGGUAUUCUGAUUGAUUGGCUUGUGGAGGUUUCUGAAGAAUAUAGGCUGGUGCCUGAUACACUAUACUUGACUGUAAAUCUCAUAGACAGAUUCCUAUCCGAGAAUUACAUUGAGAAGCAAAAGUUGCAACUUCUUGGUGUAACCUGCAUGCUAAUUGCUUCGAAAUACGAAGAAAUUUGCGCACCUCGUGUGGAAGAAUUUUGCUUUAUCACGGAUAACACUUACACGAAAGAAGAGGUGGUGCAAAUGGAGAGUCGUAUUUUGAACUAUAUAGAAUUUCAAGUGUCAGUUCCCACCACAAAGAAGUUCCUUAGGAGGUUCAUUCAAGCAGCACAAGUUUCUUAUAAGGUCCCAUCGGUUGAGCUGGAAUUCUUGGCAAACUAUUUAGCAGAACUAAGUCUAACUAACUACAGUUUCCUAAAGUUUCUCCCAUCCUUAAUUGCUGCCUCUGCUGUAUUUCUUGCCAGAUGGACACUUGACCAGUCAGACCAUCCAUGGAAUCCAACACUAGAGCACUACACCAGGCACAAGUUUUCAGAGCUAAAAACCGCCGUUUUAGAGUUGCAAGAAUUACAGCAAAACACAACCAAGUGCAUGGUUAAUGCCAUCCGUGAAAAGUACAAGCAAUCUAAGUUCAAGCGUGUUUCGGAUCUGCGUUCGUCAAAACCUGUCGAGGCACUAUUCUAAGCGUUUAACAAAGACCCUUCUUACAGAGUGAUGAGAUAUUUAUUGCAGCUACAAACUGACUUUCUUCUAGAAUAUUGGAGGCGAAAAACGGGUAAAUAGUCGGAGACUAAUGGAAGCAAAAUCCUCAUUCUUUAUUCAUACACCUCGCAAGAAAAAAACCCCUUACCAUUGUUGUACUGUUGUAAUCAGUUUCGGUGCUCCCAUAACAAGUUGUAAAAAGGCAAGAAGGAUAGGUGCUACUACUUAUUUACGAACAUGAAAUGCCUUUUUUGAUAAAGCAUUUUCCUUUCGGGUAACUGUAUGAAGUUGUGGCAAGUUAUUUGUCAUUUGACAGCAGCUAACUUCUUGCUGGCUGGUAAUUAUUCAAGAAAUGAACUCAGCUAUUGUAUCAAUGAAAAUCAUUAAUGCUUGACAAUUUGA
Erythranthe guttata (spotted monkey flower) is the source of this 2323-nucleotide messenger RNA. Its product is annotated as cyclin-A2-2. Gene Ontology annotation, molecular function: cyclin-dependent protein serine/threonine kinase regulator activity. Gene Ontology annotation, biological process: mitotic cell cycle phase transition. Lineage: Eukaryota; Viridiplantae; Streptophyta; Magnoliopsida; Lamiales; Phrymaceae. The record is from RefSeq and is a predicted model, not a curated record.